Messenger RNA from Rotaria sordida, 2025 nucleotides. The record is from the annotation of a GenBank genome assembly. NCBI's taxonomy places the organism in Eukaryota, Metazoa, Rotifera, Eurotatoria, Philodinida, Philodinidae.
UUUGUUCAACAACAUGUCACACCUAUAUAUAAAGUACCUACAGAAGAACAAAUUGCUAUCGCUCAAUAUGAUUAUAAUGAUCGAUUGAUUCAAUUAGAAUAUUACCAACAAAAUGCAAAUGAAUAUCAAAAACAAAUAUUUGAAAAUCUUACUCAAGCCAAAUAUGAAAAAGAAACAUCUAAAUUUGAUGUAGCAAUAUUAAAACAACGUAUGGUUUAUAAUCAUUUACUACAAUCAUUUGAAUCACUUAAAAUACCUCCACCCAUAUCAUUCGAUACAAUUAUUGAUACGAUGACUCGUCAACAUUUAAAGGAUCGAUGUGAGAAAAUUUUACAACGAACGAAAUCCGAAAUGAUGAUGAUUUAUAUUACAACAGCCGAAGCAAAAAUGAAUGAAUAUGAAAAGAAAUUUGAUACAGACUUGGCUAAAAUGAAAGAAAAUCAAUCUUCUGACUCAUCACAUAAAAAAUUAACUCAAACAAUGUUGAAUAUUAUGGAACGACGUUUUAAGAAUAUUAAUGAACGUCUUAUAUGUCUUUACAAAUUAAAAUUGCGUUUUUUCGUCAAUGCUCCGACGAAUUCAACUUGUUACGAACUGAUUGAAACAAUUAAUGAAAUUAAUACAGAACAACAACAAUUAGAAGGAAUUAUUCAAUCUAUUGAUUUACAACUAGAAAUAUUAUAUCAAAGAAAAUCGAUUAAAGAAGAUCAUUUAAUCAGAUUAAGUAUUGGCAAAAAAACAAAUAACAAUCUUCCAUAUCUUUAUUUCUUACCAGAAACAAAUGAAAAUGUUCAUAUGUCAGUACAACCACGACUAUCGUCAUGUCAUCAUUGUUCAAUAUAUACUCUAGCUACUUAUCUUAAUCAACUUCUUCGACCAUUAUUUGAUAAUUUUUCACGAUCAACAACAUUUCUUAAUGGUGGUGAUUUUAUACAAAAACUACAAUAUUAUUGUAUACAAUCAGGUCUUCUUCUACCGAAAACAUAUUUUGCAACAUUUAAAAUUCAUGAUUUAUAUACGAAGAUAUCACAUUCGGCUCUUCUUGAAGCAUUAGAUAUAUUUCUAGUAAAUCCAUUUGUCAAUGGUCGACAUCAAAAAUUAUCAAGUGAUGCUAUUCAACAAUUACCUGCAAUAGUCUUACGAAAUAAUGUUUUCUCUUACAAUGGAAAAAUCUAUCGAUUUAUUCAAGGAGGUCCAUUAAAUUUACCAUUAAUAGAAUUAUUAUGUCAUAUUUAUAUGUAUCAUUGGCAAUAUUCAUUAGUUACACAUAUUUGUUUGAAAGAUGCAUUCUAUGGUCGAUAUAAAGAUACAGGUUUUUUAACAUGGAAUGGUCCGAUUGAUCAAUUGCAAACAUUAUUCAAUAAACUUGAACAAGAACUGGAUUCGAAUCUUCAAAUGACAACAUUUAUUAGUAGUGAUGUUCAUUUUCUUCAUGCUGCUAUUGAAAAUCGAAAAGGAUCUUUACAUACUCAUGUCCAUCAUGAUUCAACAAUUCAACCAUUUUUAUUACCUUAUGAGCAUUGUCAUCCACGAUUAUUUCAUCGACAAUGGUUUCGAGCUGCUCUUAUACGUGCUGGUCAAUAUUGUAGUUCGUUCGAAGAUUUUGAAGACGAACGACUUUAUAUUGAAUUAACAUUUCUGGCUAAUGGGUAUUCAUUAGAUUUUAUCAAGUAUCAUAUCAAACGAUUCUUGACAAGAUUUAAUCCAAAUGAACAAAAAUCAAUGAAUUUGAACCGAUCUACAUAUCUUUCAUUUCGUAAUGAAUUAUUUUGUUGUAUCGAUCAACAAAAACGUGAUCUAUUCGAAGAACAACAACUACAAAAGAAUCAUCAAUUAAUUCAAUUACAUUAUCUUUUCGAUUGGGGUUCAAGAUGUCAAUUCAAUCAAAAGUUGUAUCAAUAUUGGUCUACAAUUCUCGAGCAAGAUCCAGAGUUUAAAAAAUAUAAAUUAAAAAUCAAACUUAAUACUAAACAUUGUUAUUCAUCGAAUACUCUCUUGGCUCGAUCGAAUAAUACAUAUCUAUGA